This is a messenger RNA of Neurospora crassa OR74A, 3211 nucleotides long. RefSeq names its product CCR4-NOT transcription complex subunit 7. The record is from RefSeq and is a predicted model, not a curated record. Gene Ontology annotation, molecular function: nucleic acid binding; poly(A)-specific ribonuclease activity. The transcript is spliced from 2 exons. Gene Ontology annotation, cellular component: CCR4-NOT complex; CCR4-NOT core complex; P-body. NCBI's taxonomy places the organism in Eukaryota, Fungi, Ascomycota, Sordariomycetes, Sordariales, Sordariaceae. The coding region runs from base 437 to 2155 and encodes 572 amino acids.
CACACUCGCUGCAACUGGAACUGGAGCAAUUGAGCGAACCCAACAACUCAGAUAGCAACUGCUGUUGACAGCCCUCGACCGUGCACCCGAAACGCACAGCACUCAUCCAGCUUUCGACCCGUCCGACGAAAUCUGUCAACACGCACCACAGAACUUAACCUCUUACUUGCCAGGCUGUGCCCCUCCGUACUCGUUCCCCUCGACCGCAGUCGCACCGAUCCUUUGCCUGCCAGCCACGACGACGAUAUCAUCCAGUCCACAUAGGCCGAUCCCACCGCCGGCUGAGCGCUCGGCCGCCCCUCCGUCAUCCCGCAGAGCAGCGCCUGGUCAGGAAUGGUGCAUACGCGGCCUACACUUUUAAGAGCAACCUUUACAAGUCCGAUAUCACGAUAGACGCACAGCAUCGAACCCGUCUAGUGGCUGUCGCUCUUCCGCGAUGCCUCCUCCACCCAUCAACAGGUUCCCCAGCGGACCUUCGCCCUACCAUCAGCAGUUUCCUACACACGGCCAGCACACGGCAAGCCAUCCUCCGCAGCUGACAGGAAACCCCGCCUACCUCAACCAGAACGCCCAAGUGAACCCCUUUUCGGCAAAUAGCAACCUAUUAGGCCUCGGCGGGGGACUAAAUGCUGGUGGUGGCGGCUUCAACGUGGGGGGAGACUCGGGGCUGGCAAGCCAUGCUGCGAGGAUGGGAUUCCAGCACGGGGCCCAACUGCAGCAACAACAGCAGUCCCAACAACAACAACAUCAGCAGCAGCAGGCCCAGCAACAGACGGCCCAACACUCACAACAUGCCCAGCAUGCCCAGCACCAACAGCACAUGCAACACGCACCACAACAGGGUCACGGUGCCCUUGCCGACCAUGUCACGCGAUCGCAGAGCAAGAGCCGGAUACGAGAGGUGUGGAGGCACAACUUGCACGAGGAGAUGGCCAUACUGAGAGACUUGGUGGACAAGUAUCCGUAUAUUGCUAUGGACACCGAGUUUCCCGGCGUUGUGUCGAGACCGAUGGGAGGUUUUAGGGGAAAGAGUGAUUACCAUUACCAAUGUCUCAGGACCAACGUCGACAUGUUGAAGGUCAUCCAGAUUGGCAUCGCCCUAUUCAACGAAGACGGCGAGCAACCCCCUGCGCGACCAAACUCGACUGAUGCUAUGGAUCUCGCAGGGAAAAGGGCGGCCAAUCAACAGGGGCCGUUUCCCUUUGCGUGGCAGUUCAACUUCAAAUUCUCUCUUAAGGAGGACAUGUUUAACCAGACCUCGAUCGAGUCUCUGCAGCAAGCCGGUAUCGACUUCAGCCUACUUGAGCGGGAUGGCAUCGACCCCAAGGAAUUCGCCGCGCUGCUUAUCCCAUCCGGCUUAGUGUGUUUUGAAGACGUGCGCUGGAUCAGCUUCCACGGCGGCUACGACUUUGGCUAUCUUACAAAACUUUUGAUCUGUUCUCAGCUUCCGAACGACGAGGUUGAGUUUGACCAGAUCAUGAAGCUUUACUUCCCUUCGACGUACGACGUUAAGCAUCUCAUGAAACACGCUAUCAAGCAGUACAACACCGGUGCGCUGACUCCCAAUGACCCGGGUGCGGCCGAGAUCCUCCAAAAGUUCGAGCAGAAAUCAGGCCUAGAACACAUCGCCGACACUCUCAAGGUUAAGCGCGUGGGUAGUGCACAUCAGGCGGGCAGUGACAGCCUUAUUACUGGCAAGGUCUUCUUCGAGCUACGGAAGCGCAUCUUCAACGGAGAUAUUGGUGGCGAGCACGUCGGCAAGGUCUGGGGUCUCGGCAUCCCCGAUUUCUCCGUGGUUGCCAGCCUCCCCACUCUUAACACGGCAGCCGCGACUGCUAGCAAUAACAACACUAACAACACCAACACCGAGAGCUCAGCGACUGGGCAGCAGGCAAACGGUGCGCAGAACGGAACGCCCAGCACGCCCAACGGUGCUCCGGUAAACCUCGCCGGCGCGCUCGCGGCUGCAGGUGCCAACGCGGCUCAAGCGGCCGUUGCUGCGCAAGCUGCUGCCGCCGCCUCGCACAACACCAACGGCGGUGCGGCGGCGCUGGGCAACCUCGGACCGAUGACGCCCGGCGGUGGAGGUGGCGUGUUCGGCCAGUUCGCGUUCGGCUCCAACAACAACACCAACAGCAGCAGCAACCGAGGCUAGAAACAUCCGGGGGCAGGCUCUAAUAUGACGGUGGUUGGAGGUGGUGGACGAGUGCAAACAACAACAAGCGUCUCUUAGUGGGACAUGCUACUGGUCCUUUUCUUCCUCUUCUUCCUCCUCGUCCUCCUGGGUUGGUACAACAUCUAUAUUCUCAUUUAACCUGUGCCGGUGCCUCCAGCGCCAGCGCUGGUAUGGGACCCAGUCCACCGACGUUACAUACCCGAAGAGGAGUAGUUGAUGAUGUUGAGUGUGCGAGGGGUGUCUAAGGGCGGGAUGUGGUGUAUGUGUGUGUGUGUGGAUAGAAGGGAUGCGAUGCGAUAUGCAUGGGUCAAAGGAGUUUGAAACGUGCUGCUGGCUUGUGUGUUAUUUCUGUCCCCCUUCCUAACCUUUUUUUUUUUUUUGCGCUCCAUUUUUUUUUCUUGGUCAAAAUUUUUAUAUCUUCGGGGUCUUCCUUCCUACUACAUGCUUUUAUCAGUUAUCAUCGUUGAUAUAUCCGUGAUCAAGAAUGGAGUUCGUGCUCUCUGGCUUGUUAAAGAACCUAAACACUCUCAGCGGUUUAGAGGACUUGGGGAAUAAGAAAAAAAAAAGCGAUGGACAAACAAACACCUUGUCGUUACAUGACAUAUAUGCACGGAGUCGCGUGGUUAAAGCACACUUUUCCAAGGAAGACAGCCCGCAACUGAUGGAGACAAGAAAGAAAAAAAAAAAAGAAGGGGAGGGAUUAAAAAAAUGACGGGACUUGCCAAAUUCUCCUUGGCGCCUCCUCUCUAUCCACAUCAUCACCAUACCCUAGCGGAACCGGCUAUGUUCUGGUGUUUGCCUUCGACUUUGGGUCUUUUCUUCUUUCUUUUUUGGUUGUAUACUAGUAGUCCUUUAGCGCUUACAUUACACCCGUGUGGUUUACACCUUUAUGUUGUAACUUGUUUGGCUGCAUUAUACUGGCGAAAAUGGUGUCAGGGAAGAGAAGCAAUCCAUUCACGGAGUACUUCAGUAAGUAGUUGAUACAAAAUGAGUCUUGGUUUCACCUCAUUCAUUUACUCUUUUUGAGCUUGAAGC